GGAGGCGCGCGGUAAGAGCCGGAGGGGGACCGCCGCGGAGCCCCGGCUGGGAGGAGCGCGAGGCGUGAUCGAGGGGUAUGGUUGGCAUGGAAUUGAAUUUCAUCUGUCUGUGGGAGUUGUAAACAAGGUGCAGUUUCGCUUGAUCUCUGUAGUUGCCCUUGGAAAUACCAAAAAAUCCCCUAUUUGGAUGUUUUGCUGGCUGAGGGAAUUGACUGUUGUCAUCUUACUGAUUGCCAUCACGAAAGCCAAAGUGGAUUUCUCCAGUGUAGUGUGCCUGCCCCCUUCCGUCAUUGCUGUGAAUGGGCUGGACGGAGGAGGGGCUGGCGAAAACGAUGAUGAACCAGUGCUGGUGUCCCUGUCUGCGGCCCCCAGCCCCCAGAGCGAAGCUGUUGCCAAUGAACUGCAGGAGCUCUCCUUGCAGCCCGAGCUGACCCUAGGCCUCCACCCUGGCAGGAAUCCCAAUUUGCCUCCACUUAGUGAGCGCAAGAAUGUGCUGCAGUUGAAGCUCCAGCAGCGCCGGACGCGAGAAGAACUGGUGAGCCAAGGGAUCAUGCCGCCUUUGAAAAGUCCAGCUGCGUUUCAUGAACAGAGAAGGAGCUUGGAGAGGGCCAGGACAGAGGACUAUCUGAAACGGAAGAUUCGUUCCCGGCCGGAGAGAUCGGAGCUGGUCAGGAUGCAUAUUUUGGAAGAGACCUCGGCUGAGCCUUCCCUCCAGGCCAAGCAGUUAAAGCUAAAGAGAGCCAGACUGGCUGACGACCUCAACGAGAAGAUUGCACAGAGGCCGGGCCCCAUGGAGCUGGUUGAGAAGAACAUUCUGCCUGUGGAGUCCAGCUUGAAAGAAGCCAUCAUUGUGGGCCAGGUGAAUUACCCGAAAGUAGCGGACAGCUCUUCUUUCGACGAGGACAGCAGUGACGCCUUAUCCCCUGAGCAGCCUGCCAGCCAUGAAUCCCAGGGCUCCGUGCCAUCGCCCUUGGAAGCCCGAGCCAGCGAGCCACUGCCCAGUGCCACCUCUGUAUCCCCUACUCAGGUUGUGUCUCAACUCCCAUUGGGCCCGGAAUCCGGAGAAACACUUUUCCUAGCAGAGCAGCCACCUCUGCCUCCCAGCCUCACCAACGGAACCACAGCCCCAGCGGCCAAGCCCACCCCGACGCUCAUUAAGCAAAGCCAACCCAAGUCUGCCAGCGAGAAGUCGCAGCGCAGCAAGAAAGCCAAGGAGCUGAAGCCAAAGGUGAAGAAGCUCAAGUACCACCAGUACAUCCCCCCGGACCAGAAGCAGGACAAGGGGGCGCCCCCCAUGGACUCCUCCUACGCACGGAUCCUGCAGCAGCAGCAGCUCUUCCUGCAGCUGCAGAUCCUCAACCAGCAGCAGCAGCAGCACUACAACUACCAGACCAUCCUGCCCGCGCCGCCCAAGCCGGCCGGCGAGGCCCCUGGAAGCGCCGGGGCCCCCCCAAUACGCAGCCUCUCCGCUCCCAGUAGCGGCUCCAGCUCGGGCGCUCCGGGGCCCAGCGGGCUGGCGCGGCAGAACAGCACCUCGCUGAGCGGCAAGCCGGGAGCCCUGCCCGCCAACCUGGACGACAUGAAGGUGGCAGAGCUGAAGCAGGAGCUAAAGCUGCGGUCACUGCCCGUCUCAGGCACCAAGACGGACCUGAUCGAGCGUCUGCGCGCAUACCAGGAGCAAGUCGGCCCUGCCCCAGGAGCCCCCAAGGGCCCUGCCGCCCCCUCCAUCCUGCCCAAGGCUGGGGAGGUGGUGGUCGCCUUCCCGGCUGCCCGGCUAAGCACAGGGCCUGCCCUGGUGGCCGCAGGCCUGGCCCCAGCCGAGGUGGUGGUGGCCACGGUGACCGGCAACGGCGUGGUGAAGUUCGGCAGCACGGGCUCCACGCCCCCCGUGUCUCCCACCCCCUCGGAGCGCUCCCUGCUCAGCACGGGCGACGAGAACUCCACGCCUGGGGAUGCCUUCGGCGAGAUGGUGACCUCACCGCUGACCCAGCUCACCCUGCAGGCCUCGCCGCUGCAGAUCCUCGUGAAGGAGGAGAGCCCCCGGGCCGGCUCCUGCUGCCUGAGCCCUGGGGCGCGGGCCGAGCUUGAGGGCCGGGACAAGGACCAGAUGCUGCAGGAGAAGGACAAGCAGAUCGAGGAGCUGACGCGCAUGCUGCGCCAGAAGCAGCAGCUCGUGGAGUGGCUGCGGCUGCAGCUGGAGCAGGAGAAGCGGGCCCAGCAGCCGGCCCCGGCCCCCAGCCCACCGGGCGCCCCCGUCAAGCAGGAGAACAGUUUCUCCAGCUGCCAGCUGAGCCGGCAGCCCCCGGGGCCCGUUCACCCCUUCAGCCCCAGCCUGGCGGCCCCCACUGCCCACCACGCAGACACUUGUCCCCCGGCGCCCCCAGCCGUGGUAGUGAAGCAGGAAGCCACGGCCCCGGAGCCCGAGCCAGCCCCCGCUCCGCAGCUGCUUCUGGGCCCCCAGGGCCCCGGCCUCAUCAAGGGGGUCCCGCCUCCCACCCUCAUCACUGACUCCGCAGGGACCCACCUUGUCCUCACCGUGACCAAUAAGAACGCGGACAGCUCCGGCCUGGCCAGCGAGAGCCCCCAGCAGCCCUCAUCCCAGCCUGGUUCUCCAGCCCCUGGCCCACCCGCCCAGAUGGACCUAGAGCAGCCAUCACAGCCCCUCUUUGGGACCCCUGCUUUGCUGCUGAAGAAGGAGCCGCCUGGCUAUGAGGAAGCCGUGAGCCAGCAGCCCAGACAGCAGGUGAAGAAGGAGAACGGUUCCUCCAGCCAGCAGAUGGACGACCUGUUUGACAUUCUUAUUCAGAGUGGAGAAAUCUCAGCAGAUUUCAAGGAGCCACCACCCUCCCUAUCAGGAAAAGAGAAGCCCCCCUCAUCCUGCGGGUCGCCCCUGGCCACACCGUCCCCGCCCUCUGCCGAGCUCCCCCAGGUGGCGCCGCCUCCUCCCUCGGGCUCCCCUGCCCUCCCCGGGCGCCUGGAGGACUUCCUGGAGAGCAGCACGGGGCUGCCCCUGCUGACCGGCGGGCACGAGGGGCCAGAGCCCCUCUCCCUCAUCGACGACCUCCACAGCCAGAUGCUGAGCAGCUCUGCCAUCCUGGACCACCCCCCUUCACCCAUGGACACCUCGGAAUUGCACUUUGCCCCUGAGCCCAGCAGUGUGAGCCUGGACCUGGCCGACGGCCACCUGGACAGCAUGGACUGGCUGGAGCUGUCGGGCGGCCCCGUGCUCAGCCUGGCCCCGCUCAGCACCACCGCGCCCAGCCUCUUCUCCACGGACUUCCUCGACGGUCACGACUUGCAGCUCCACUGGGAUUCCUGCUUGUAGCUCUCGGGCUGCAGAGCCGGGCCGGGAGGGGCUGGAAGUUGAGGAGCCUCGGGAACUCUGGGAGCCCCACUCCCUCGCCCG
This is a messenger RNA of Lontra canadensis (Northern American river otter), 3406 nucleotides long. It is a transcript of the gene MRTFA, whose product is annotated as myocardin related transcription factor A. Bases 188 to 3325 code for a protein of 1045 amino acids. Gene Ontology annotation, biological process: smooth muscle cell differentiation. The transcript is spliced from 17 exons. The record is from RefSeq and is a predicted model, not a curated record. NCBI's taxonomy places the organism in Eukaryota, Metazoa, Chordata, Mammalia, Carnivora, Mustelidae.